AUGGCACAUCCCACACAAUUAGGAUUCCAAGACGCGGCAUCACCCGUUAUAGAAGAACUUCUUCAUUUCCAUGAUCAUGCUUUAAUAAUUGUCUUUUUAAUUAGUACCUUAGUACUUUAUAUUAUUGUUGCAAUAGUAUCAACAAAACUCACAAACAAGUAUAUCUUAGACUCCCAAGAAAUUGAGAUCGUAUGAACCGUGUUACCAGCCGUAAUUCUUGUCUUAAUUGCUCUCCCCUCCCUACGAAUUCUUUAUCUUAUAGAUGAGAUUAAUGAUCCCCACCUAACAAUUAAAGCCAUAGGACAUCAGUGAUACUGAAGCUACGAGUACACGGAUUACGAAAAUCUAGGUUUCGACUCAUAUAUAAUUCCAACCCAAGACCUUAACCCAGGCCAGUUUCGGCUUCUUGAAGCAGAUCACCGCAUGGUUGUUCCCAUGGAGUCCCCUAUCCGAGUGCUUGUUUCAGCCGAGGAUGUAUUGCACUCCUGAGCCGUCCCUUCCCUUGGCGUAAAAAUAGACGCAGUCCCAGGUCGUCUAAAUCAAACAGCCUUCAUUGCGUCCCGACCAGGAGUAUUCUACGGCCAAUGCUCUGAGAUCUGUGGGGCAAACCACAGCUUCAUGCCUAUUGUAGUAGAAGCAGUUCCACUUGAACACUUCGAGAACUGAUCCUCACUAAUACUAGAAGACGCCU
This is a messenger RNA of Triplophysa dalaica, 691 nucleotides long. Lineage: Eukaryota; Metazoa; Chordata; Actinopteri; Cypriniformes; Nemacheilidae. The record is from the annotation of a RefSeq genome assembly.